Morus notabilis is the source of this 1711-nucleotide messenger RNA. Its product is annotated as serine/Arginine-related protein 53. NCBI's taxonomy places the organism in Eukaryota, Viridiplantae, Streptophyta, Magnoliopsida, Rosales, Moraceae. The transcript has 6 exons. The coding region runs from base 44 to 1201 and encodes 385 amino acids. Gene Ontology annotation, cellular component: cytoplasm; nucleus. The record is from RefSeq and is a predicted model, not a curated record. Gene Ontology annotation, biological process: alternative mRNA splicing, via spliceosome.
UGUUCUCCGUCUGAGGCCGUCGAAGCUCGAUAAGCUCGCAAAAAUGGAGGAAGAAAAAGCCGCGGCGUACUACGACGAGCUUACUCGGAAAGGCGGCGGAGCCGCGAGAUUCAAGCGAGGCCUCGGCUUCUCCGCUGCAUCGGAUGCCGGAAAUGUCCCGGCGAGAGGCUUGGCUCUACCUUCUUCGUCUUCUUCCUUCCUCAGCAACUUCGUCAAGGCCUCCAGCCCCUCCAAGGUGUCGGAGCUCGAGAAACAAGCUCAACUGGAAUCCAUACAAAACAAGCUCAAGAAGAAGAAGGAGAAGGAGAAGCGAAGCCUUUCCAGAGACGAAGAAGACAGAGACAAGGCUAGGGUUUCUCGCGGGGACGACCGGCAAACUUCCAGGAGGCGAAGCAGGAGCAGAGAGAGGGAGAGAGGAAUAGAUCGUCAUUCGAGUCGGCGAAGUAGGAGUAGAGAGAGAUAUAGAGAGAGAAGGCGGAGAAGUAGGUCUCGGAGCGAUUCGGAUGGCGAUAGGCGGCGAAGAGAGAGAAGGAGAAGCCGGAGCUCGUCGCCUCGGAAUCGGAGGGCUGAGAGGAGGAGCCGGAGCCGGAGCCGGAGUCGGAGUCGGAGUUCGUCGCCCCGGCGGAGAGCCGAGAGGAGGAGUCGGAGCCCGUCGCCGCGGGAUCGGAGGUCGGAUAAGGACCGGAAAGUGCGGAAGGAGUGGAAUGGAGGUGUUGAUUAUUCGCGGUUGAUCGAAGGCUAUGAAAAGAUGUCACCAGCUGAAAGAAUCAAAGCAAAGAUGAAGCUUCAACUGGCUGAAACUGUUAAAAAAGAUGCAACAAAAGGCAGCUCAGGUUGGGAGAGGUUUGAGUUCAACAAGGACGCACCCCUUGAUGAUGAGGAUACUGAAGCUGCAGAAGAUGACACGGAAUUAGUGAAGCACAUUGGUCAAAGUUUCCGAUUCUCUGUAGUUGAGGCAAAACGCAAGGAGCAAAUUAGAGCUGCUCAUGAUGAGGCCAUUUUUGGUGCACCUGUAGUCCUGCCCUCCAUUGCUACCAAUGAUGAGCCUGACCCCAAGCCCGAGUCCGAGCCUGAGAAUGAGAAUGAGACGGACAAAAAGGAGAGUAAUGGAUGUGAUCUUGCUGCAAGCCUCUUAAGUGAGAAGGUACUUGCUAAACAACAAGGUUCCUGGCGCGACCGUGCUCGUAGACAAAGGAACUAGUAUGGAAGACAUGAACCAAGUUCACUUCGAACUAAUGUCGAUAAGUAGGUCCUAAUUCGUCAGCAAGGUUGAUGGUUGUAGAAAAGAUCUUUGCCAAUGGAGUUUGAGGUGGACAGCUUCACAUCAGAUUCCUUCUAUAAGUAUUCUUGUUCAGACAACCGGAUUUCCCCUUUGUCCGGGAAGCUUGAACCACAGUGAUGCUGUGAAAUCAAAAGUGAAAAAGAAAAAAGAUUUCAGAUCCGAAAAAACCAAGAACUGUUGAAACUGGAGGACUUUCGAUGUUUAUAGUUUCUGCUCACUCAGUGCCACUUCUGAUGGAAUUAAGAGCAUCUCUGAGAUUCUGAGUUCCAUCUCUUCAUCUCCGUUGAAAAGUUUUGGUAUUUAUGUUCUGGCGUUUGUGGUCAUAAACAAAAAGUUGCUGAGAAGAUGCAAUAAAAACUUUAUUCUUGUUUGUUCAUUAAAGAGCAAGUUUCUAUUUGUUAUUAGUCAUUUUUGCCAUUACUUUCGAAA